GAAGGAGUUUGUUGCGGGAAAGAACGCGGAGGACGGCAGGUGCCGUGGACAAUGAUGACCAGAAAAAGUGCAGUUGUGAGAGGCGCCACGCCAAGCGGACAUUUAGCUGUGAGGCAUCCAGGACAAGAUGAGGGUAUACGGAGUCGCCAGAGCGCAGAGCAGCGCAUUGCGAUCGCUCGAGGUUGCAUCGCGUAAUGCUUGCCGCAGAAACUACUCUGUUUCACGCUGGGCCUCGCCUGCUCUUUUGCGCUCUCAGAAUGCCGCCAUCACAGAGAGGACGGAUGCAUGGCAAGCCAGGAGACUGCAGAGCGGCACUGCAGCUGCUGUGCUCGACCACGCCAUGCAGGACCCCAGCUCGCUCUCGCAGUCCGACAUUGUCAACAACCUGAACCCCAAGGAGGCCGCCCGUCUGGACAAGCUGAGAAACAUUGGUAUCGCUGCUCAUAUCGACAGUGGAAAGACGACAGCCACCGAGCGUGUCCUAUACUACACUGGUCGUAUCAAGUCCAUCCACGAAGUCCGUGGCAAGGACUCGGUCGGCGCAAAGAUGGACAGCAUGGACCUGGAACGUGAGAAGGGCAUCACCAUCCAGUCGGCUGCCACCUUCUGUGACUGGGUCAAGGUUGACCGCGAGACUGGCACCGAGGAGAAAUACCACAUCAACUUGAUCGACACUCCCGGCCAUAUCGAUUUCACCAUCGAAGUCGAGCGUGCUCUCCGUGUUCUUGACGGUGCUGUUAUGAUUCUGUGCGCCGUUAGUGGUGUCCAGUCUCAGACCCAGACCGUCGACCGUCAAAUGCGCCGCUACAACGUUCCCCGUAUCUCCUUCAUCAACAAGAUGGACCGUAUGGGUGCCAAUCCCUUCCGUGUUUGCGACAUGAUCAACAAGAAGCUCCGUAUCCCUGCCGCCAUGAUCCAGGUCCCCAUUGGUGCCGAGGAUGAAUUCAAGGGUGUUGUCGACAUUGUCCGUAUGAAGGCCAUCUACAACCAGGGUGAGAAGGGUGUGGAUAUCUUUGAGACUGACGAAAUUCCCGCCGAUGUCAAGGCCGUUGCCGAAGAGAGACGCAAGAUGCUCAUCGAGACUCUUGCCGAUGUCGACGAUGAGAUUGCCGAGAUGUUCCUUGACGAGCAGGAGCCAUCCAUUCCUCAGAUCAAGGCCGCCAUCAGACGUGCUACCAUUUCGCUCAAAUUCUCCCCCGUCAUGAUGGGCUCCGCUCUUGCCGACAAAUCCGUCCAACCCAUGCUCGACGGUGUCUGCGACUACCUACCUAACCCCUCCGAGGUCGAGAAUAUUGCCCUUGACAAGAGACGCAAGGAAGCCCCCGUCAAGAUGGUCUCCUACCAGGAGCUGCCUUUUGUCGGUCUCGCCUUCAAGCUUGAAGAGAGCAACUUCGGUCAACUCACCUACAUCCGUGUCUACCAAGGAACCAUCAGAAAGGGUCAAACUGUCUACAACGCUCGUACCGACAAGAAGGUCAAGAUUCCCAGAAUCGUACGCAUGCACUCCAACGAGAUGGAGGAGGUCAACGAGAUUCACGCUGGUGAAAUCUGUGCCGUCUUCGGUGUUGAAUGUGCCUCUGGUGAUACCUUCACUGACGGUACCCUCGGCUACACCAUGACUUCCAUGUUCGUUCCUGAUGCCGUCAUUUCGCUCUCCAUCAAGCCCAAGCAGACCAAGGAUACCCCCAACUUCAGCAAGGCCAUGUCUCGUUUCCAGCGUGAGGAUCCUACUUUCCGUGUUCACGUCGACACCGAGUCUCAGGAGACCAUCAUUUCCGGUAUGGGUGAGUUGCAUCUCGACAUUUAUGUCGAGCGUAUGCGUCGUGAGUACAACGUCGACUGCAUUGUCGGUCAACCUCAAGUCGCCUACCGCGAGACUAUCCAAUCUCGCGUUCCCUUCGAUCACAUUCUCAAGAAGCAAACCGGUGGUGCUGGUGAUUACGCCCGUGUCGUUGGAUGGAUGGAGCCCACCGGCCAAAUCGCCGACAACCACUUUGAGCAGCAAAUUACUGGUGGAACGAUUAGUGAGAAAUAUCUUCUUGCUUGCGAAAAGGGUUUCUACGCCUCUUGCGACAAGGGACCUCUUCUCGGCCAUCGUGUUCUCGGAGCUAGCAUGGUCAUCAACGACGGUGCCACCCAUAUGACCGAUUCUUCCGAAAUGUCCUUCCGUAACGCUACCCAACAAGCCUUCCGCAAAGCCUUCCUCGCCGCCCAACCCCAAGUCCUCGAACCUCUCAUGAAGACCACAAUCACCGCGCCCAACGAGUUCCAGGGCAACAUUGUUGGUCUGCUGAACAAGCGCAACGCCGUCAUUUCCGAUACCGAGAUUGGCCCUGAGGACUUUACUCUAUAUGCUGAUUGCAGUUUGAACUCCAUGUUUGGCUUCUCUACCCAGUUGAGAGCUGCUACACAGGGUAAGGGAGAGUUCUCGAUGGAGUUUUCUCACUACUCUCCUGCUCCUAUGCAAUUGCAGAAGGAACUUAUCGCCAAGCAUGAGAAAUACCAGGCCGAGAGAAACAAGAAGUAAACUGCGCAAUGGAUCAAUCGAGAGAGGUGGGAUUUGUUUGUAAGAUAUCUUUGGGUGGCUGGGCCAUGUAACACAACAAAAGUCAUGUCUUGGGUUUGAUAGUGGCAUAGUUGAGGCGUGAGAGGAGUGGAUGUUUUAUGAUGUAUAUAUAUUAGUUCUUCAUUGGAAGUUUUCACCUUUAGAAAUAGAAGGGAUAGAAACAACUCUCAACUUUUUACAAAAACUACCGCUGCUCCAGGAAAAGUCUUCAGACUGGAGAUGUGGCCAGAGCCU
Molecule: messenger RNA, 2800 nt
Organism: Aureobasidium subglaciale EXF-2481
Lineage: Eukaryota; Fungi; Ascomycota; Dothideomycetes; Dothideales; Saccotheciaceae
Exons: 2
Coding region: 128-2527 (799 amino acids)
Biological process (GO): mitochondrial translational elongation
Cellular component (GO): mitochondrion
Molecular function (GO): GTPase activity; translation elongation factor activity; GTP binding
Source: RefSeq, a predicted model, not a curated record